AUGAACGACAGCCGUUUGGCCCCAGACGAAGACGUGGACUACGGGGUGGCCCCGGAGGACGUCCCGGACACCACGCGGGGCCCCGCCUUUUUGGCGGCCAGCGUGGUGAUCGCGGCGGUCCUGUUGUGCAUCAUGGCGGUGUGCGGCGUGGGCAACUGCGCCUUCAUCGCCGGGCUGGUGCGCCACAGGAAGCUGCGCAGCCUGACCAACCUGCUAAUGGCCAACCUGGCGCUGUCCGACGUGUUGGUGGCGGCGCUGUGCUGCCCCCUGCUGCUGGACUACUACGUCCUCAAGCGGCUGUCCUGGGACCACGGCCUCCUCAUGUGCGGCGCCGUCAACUACCUGCGCACGCUCUCGCUCCACGUGUCCACCAACGCCCUGCUGGCCAUCGCCGUGGACAGGUACCUGGCCAUCGUGCACCCUCUGAGACCUCGCAUGAAGCGCCAGACGGCGUAUUGCGUCAUGGCCGCCGUCUGGGCGCUGCCCAUCCUGAUCGCCAUCCCCUCGGCCGUCAUGUCGUCAGAGACCCCCUACCCCAGCCUGGGGGUCGGGGCCUCCAAGACCUUCUGCGCCCAGAUCUGGCCGGCGGAGCGGCAGGCGUGGUACCGCUCCUACUUCCUGCUGGUGUUGGCGGUAGAGUUCCUGGGCCCGGUGGGCGUCAUGGCCGUCUGCUACGUGCGCAUCUCCGCCGAGUUGUGGUUCAAAGACCUUCCGGGCUUCCAGACCCAGCAGAUCCGUAAACGUCUGCGUAAGCGGCGCAGGACGGUAGUGGUUCUGAUCCUGGUCCUGGUGGCCUACGUGCUGUGCUGGACUCCGUACUACAGCUUCGCCCUGCUGCGGGACUUCUACCCCAGCCUCAUCUCGGGAGACAGGAACUCCCUGCUGGUCUUCUACGUCAUCGAGUGCGUGGCCAUGAGCAACGGCGUCAUCAACACGCUGUGCUUCGUCGGCGUCAGACGCCGCGCCCAAAGACCCCGCGGGCCGCCCCGCUUCCCGCUGGUCCCCUUCCUGGCCCGCAAGUCCACGGACUUGGCAGAGGCUCGCACUUCCUCGCUCAGAGUGACCGAGGACGCGGGGGGAGUCCAUUCCGUCUAGGACUCCAGCUACUGAUCUUAACAAAGUCCAGAGGUCUCCACGCCGUUCUGGACUCGAACCAACUGAGACCAGACUGCCCGUCUCCAUGGCGACCAAGCCGAGGUCUUCAUGGGACUCUCUCAGAACUUUUUAGGUCUUUGGACCCGCCCCAGUCCACUCAGGUGGACCACACGGAGGUGGUCCUCGUGAGGUCCAGGUGUCAUCUAAUGCUAGCAUUAGCCUCGUCAAGGUGACGCUGAAGGUCAUGAGAGCAAGUGGGCGGGGCUUUACACAGAAAUGAUGAUACAACUGCCAGCCGACCAACUCGCCAUCACUGGGUGGUCUCUUAGUCGGUGGGGAUCAAUACCACCGCUGAUCAAUCAAUACUAUCAAUGACAUAUCAAAGUACCGAUGAUGAUCACUGAUCAAUCAGUAGUAUCAAUAACAGAUCAACAGUAUCACCGAUCAAUCAGUAGCGUUAUUAAUGACGGAUCAAAGUACCAAUGACGAUCUAUACCAUCACUAAUCAAUCAGUAGUGUCACUGAUCAAUCAGUAUUAUGACCAAUCAAUACUAUCACUGACCUAUCAAUAACAGAUCAAUCAUACCAACAAACAAUUAAUAGUGUCAAUGACGGAUUAAUACUAUCAAGAAUCAAUAUUAUCCAUGUAAUCAUCAUUUCAUUAAGGAAUCAUUAAUAUUAAUGACUUUGGAUGACAGAGCAAUAAUAUCCUGUCAAUGUUCAUCACUUCCUGUCAAUGUUCAUCACUUCCUCUCAAUGUUUAAUUAGUCAUCCAUCACUUCCUGUCAAUGUUCAAUUAGUCAUCCAUCACUUCCUGUCAAUGUUUAAUUGGUCGCCCAUCACUUCUUGUCAAUGUUAAAUAAGUCAUCCAUCACUUCCUGUCAAUGUUCAAUAAGUCGUCCAUCUCUUCCUGUCAUUGUUCAAUUAGUCUUCCAUCACUUCCUGUCAAUAAUCAAUUAGUCGUCCAUCCCUUCCUGUCAAUGUUCAAUUAGUCUUCCAUCACUUCCUGUCAAUAAUCAAUUAGUCGUCCAUCACUUCCUGUCAAUGUUCAAUUAGUUGUCCAUCACUUCCUGUCAAUAUUCAAUUAGACAUCCAUCACUUCCUUUCAAUGUUCAAUUAGUCGUCCAUCAUCUCCUGUCAAUGUUCAAUUAGUCUUCCAUCACUUCCUGUCAAUGUUCAAUUAGUCGUCUAUCACUUCCUGUCAAUUUUCAAUUAGUCGUCCAUCACUUCCUGUCAAUAUUCAAUUAGUCGUCCAUCACUUCCUGUCAAUGUUCAAUUAGUCAUCCAUCACUUCCUGUCAAUGUUCAAUUGGUCGCCCAUCACUUCUUGUCAAUGUUCAAUAAGUCAUCCAUCACUUCCUGUCAAUGUUCAAUAAGUCGUCCAUCUCUUCCUGUCAUUCUUCAAUUAGUCUUCCAUCACUUCCUGUCAAUAAUCAAUUAGUCGUCCAUCCCAUCCUGUCAAUGUUCAAUUAGUCUUCCAUCACUUCCUGUCAAUAAUCAAUUAGUCGUCCAUCACUUCCUGUCAAUGGUCAAUUAGUUGUCCAUCACUUCCUGUCAAUAUUCAAUUAGACAUCCAUCACUUCCUUUCAAUGUUCAAUUAGUCGUCCAUCAUCUCCUGUCAAUAUUCAAUUAGUCUUCCAUCACUUCCUGUCAAUGUUCAAUUAGUCGUCUAUCACUUCCUGUCAAUGUUCAAUUAGUCGUCCAUCACUUCCUGUCAAUAUUCAAUUAGUCGUCCAUCACUUCCUGUCAAUAUUCAAUUAGUCGUCUAUCACUUCCUGUCAAUGUUCAAUUAGUCGUCCAUCACUUCCUGUCAAUGUUCAAUUGGUCGCCCAUCACUUCUUGUCAAUGUUCAAUAAGUCAUCCAUCACUUCCUGUCAAUGUUCAAUAAGUCGUCCAUCUCUUCCUGUCAUUGUUCAAUUAGUCUUCCAUCACUUCCUGUCAAUAAUCAAUUAGUCGUCCAUCCCAUCCUGUCAAUGUUCAAUUAGUCUUCCAUCACUUCCUGUCAAUAAUCAAUUAGUCGUCCAUCACUUCCUGUCAAUGGUCAAUUAGUUGUCCAUCACUUCCUGUCAAUAUUCAAUUAGACAUCCAUCACUUCCUUUCAAUGUUCAAUUAGUCGUCCAUCAUCUCCUGUCAAUGUUCAAUUAGUCUUCCAUCACUUCCUGUCAAUGUUCAAUUAGUCGUCUAUCACUUCCUGUCAAUGUUCAAUUAGUCGUCCAUCACUUCCUGUCAAUAUUCAAUUAGUCGUCCAUCACUUCCUGUCAAUAUUCAAUUAGUCAUCCAUCACUUCCUGUCAGUAUUCCUUUAAUGCUGACAGAAAAAUGUAAGCUAACAUGAGCCACAGCAUUAGGUACACCUCUUUAACUGCAUGACGACAGACAAACGGUCCAUUUUUUAUUUCAUUUUCAGUGCAGCACUUUGUGUUUGCCACUUGUCUGUCUCAACAUUUCAUUUGAUGACAACAUUACAAACAUCUUCAUCCAGGCAAACUUCCUGUACUUAGAGCUUUUAUUUUGUGUGCAAUGUACAUUUUUGCAUGUACUACACGUGACGACAGCACCUGGUUCCAAACACAAGAGCUUUGAUACUUUAAGCCCAUUGAAAGAUCAUUGCUUUGUUGUGUGUGUGUGUCAUUAUCAUCUAAUUUGCAUAAUUGGCCAGGAGCGUGUGCAUGUCAUUUUCGUGGUUGCCCUGGGAGACAGAAAGUGAGCAAUAAACUUGACAAGCAAAAUGAAUAUUUUCAGAGCACUAA
Molecule: messenger RNA, 3843 nt
Organism: Nerophis ophidion (straightnose pipefish)
Lineage: Eukaryota; Metazoa; Chordata; Actinopteri; Syngnathiformes; Syngnathidae
Gene: prokr1a
Product: prokineticin receptor 1a
Exons: 2
Coding region: 1-1095 (364 amino acids)
Biological process (GO): neuropeptide signaling pathway
Cellular component (GO): membrane
Molecular function (GO): neuropeptide receptor activity
Source: RefSeq, a predicted model, not a curated record